AUGGAUCCUCCACUUUCUUUCACCGUUCCUCAAGAGGAUUUUCUUCUGUUCCACCAAGUGGAUAGAGACCUCUACAAAAUCCUUGUCACAGAACUUUCUCGUGAUCCAUCCGAGUCCAUGCGAUUGCUUGCUAUGUGGCUUUGGUUGGAAAAAGUUGGUUUUCAUAACGUUGUGAAAAAUAUUAUGUCUUUGCCUAUUAUUUUGAUCAAUGAGAUUGCUGAUGAAACAAUGCUAUGUCUCACAUGUCUUACCAACAACAGUAACACCUCCCUAACUACAAUAAUGUUAUCUUCUGAAGCAAAUGAUAUUCCACUUCUUCAGAGCGUAAUGGAAAAUGAAAUCUCUCUGAAAUUCUUUCGUCAGAAUUGCAUGGAAGCAAUUCAUGGGGUGGAGAAAACAAGAAAAGAAGUAUGUAUGAGGGCAUUUGGUGAUAUCAUGCAACGGGCGAUGAUGAGAAACAUAGCAGAGAGAAUGGUGGAGAACAAUAAUUUUUUGUUUGGUUCGACUGGACCAAUAAAUCUGCAGUUUGGUUCGGUUGGGAUUGCAGGUGCACUAGGGCAACAACAUAGCAACAACAAUGGAGGAAGAGGAGGAAUCAUACCAGCGGAUGAGAGGACAUUGUUUGUGACAUUUUCGAAAGGGUAUCGUGUUGAAGAGUGGGAAGUUAGAGAAUUUUUUACUAUGGCUUAUGGAGAUUGUAUUGAGACUUUGUUUAUGCAAGAAACUCAACCAAAUGAGCAACCACUUUUCGGAAGAAUUAUUUUUCAUAAGGUGAGUACUAUUGAUAUGAUUCUGAAAGGAGCUUCUAAAGUCAAAUUUUCAAUCAAUAGGAAACAUGUGUGGGUCAGAAAGUUUGUUCCGAAAAGAACAAACACCGACAAAGUUAUACUUCCUGGAGAGACUUCUGGUUUUGGGUUUGGAAUUACUAGUUAGCCAUAAUUAUGUGAUAUUUAUGUUUCUUGUUUUCAUGUUGAUGGUGGUUUGAGAAUAUUAAUGUUCACAUAGAUAAAAUUAUGUACUCCAAU
Medicago truncatula (barrel medic) is the source of this 1025-nucleotide messenger RNA. RefSeq lists its product as uncharacterized. Lineage: Eukaryota; Viridiplantae; Streptophyta; Magnoliopsida; Fabales; Fabaceae. The record is from RefSeq and is a predicted model, not a curated record. The coding region runs from base 1 to 933 and encodes 310 amino acids. The transcript has a single exon.